AAAUAACAUUUCUCUGAAUCAUAUACUAAAACACAACAAACAAAACAUCCAAGAGUUUCUCCUCCAUUUCCAUCUAGCUAGCAUCAAUUCCGAUGGCGACUUCUCAUCAUCACCAUCUCACUUUUCUAAUGUUAGCAUUAUUCCUCACCCUAAUUUCCCACACACAAUCAAACCUUAGUCCUCAAUAUUACAACAAGACAUGCCCACAAUUCACAAACAUCGUCCAAAGAAUCAUCGUCGACAAGCAACUCUCCAACCCUACAACCGCCGCCGGCGUCCUCCGCCUCUUCUUCCACGAUUGCAUGGUCGGUGGCUGUGACGCCUCCCUCCUCAUCGCCUCCAACUCUUUCAACACUGCCGAGCGUGACUCCGAUAUCAACCGCAACCUCCCGGGGGACGCCUUCGAUGUGGUGGUGCGUCUGAAAACCGCACUCGAGCUAGAAUGUCCGAACACAGUCUCGUGUUCGGACAUUAUGGCGACUGCAACACGUGACCUAAUCACAAUGGUGGGAGGACCCUACUACGACGUCCAGCUAGGCCGCAAAGACAGCCUUGUCUCACGCGCCUCAGAUGUCAAAGGUCAUAUCGCACUGCCCAACAUGACCAUUGACCAAAUAAUCUCAACCUUCGCUUCCAAAAACCUCGACGUGGAGGAUCUCGUUACGCUGUCCGGGGCCCACACCAUAGGAUUCUCACAUUGUUCGGAAUUUGCCAACAGAAUCUACAAUUUCAGCAAAACGGCGUCGGUGGACCCCACACUACAUCCGAAGUACGCGGAAGCGUUACAAAAAUUGUGUGCAAAUUACACCGUGGAAUCGGGAAUGUCGGCAUUUAACGACGUUAUGACACCGGGAAAAUUCGACAACACGUAUUACACGAACCUGAAAAACGGUAUGGGUUUGUUAGCUUCGGACCAAGCUUUGGUGUCCGACCCGAGAACCAAGCCGUACGUGGAUCUUUACGCGCAGAACCAGACCGCAUUCUUCGACGCUUUCGCGCGCGUGAUGGAAAAGGUUAGUGUUUACGAGGUUAAAACGGGAAAUGAUGGAGAAGUGAGGAAGAGGUGUGACGCUUUCAAUAGUUUGAAAGGGAAUAAUAAUAAGAAUGACGAAAAGAAGCAUACUGUCAGCUAAGGUGCGAACACCCAUACAUGCAUGGUGUACAAUGCGGAAUUGUGGAUGAUUAUAAAGAUCCUAAACAUACUUACAUGUGGUGUUGAUUUAUUUAGGGAAUAUGUUAUGGUUUAUAUAUUUGGAUGUUUAGCUCUAUAUAUUACCUAUAUGGUGAGGAG
This is a messenger RNA of Cuscuta europaea, 1291 nucleotides long. The record is from the annotation of a GenBank genome assembly. Lineage: Eukaryota; Viridiplantae; Streptophyta; Magnoliopsida; Solanales; Convolvulaceae.